AUGAAGACAGGAGACGAGCCGUUGCCGUCUACUAAGCAGCCGUGGGGAGACAGUGAUACCAGUAACAUCACCAGCAAAACUGAACAAAAGCCCGAGGUGACAAGCGCGACUCCUGAAACAAUGGGCAGUCCCGUAACAAUUGAGACCACCGUAACAAUCGAGACUCCCGUCACGAUCCACGCCAACGGACUGAAAACUACAGACACUAACAGGGCCACACAAGCGAAAAAGAAAUAUAGGCUCAUAACAAUGUUUUAA
Messenger RNA from Parnassius apollo (apollo), 258 nucleotides. The record is from the annotation of a GenBank genome assembly. NCBI's taxonomy places the organism in Eukaryota, Metazoa, Arthropoda, Insecta, Lepidoptera, Papilionidae.